GAAGCGAAGGAAGGCGGCGGAGGGCAGGCGAUGGUGAAGACAGGGGGACCGGGCUGGGCCGGGAGCGCCUUGCGCGCCGUGCGAUGGGGUCUUGGGACGGUCCUGAUCUCUUUUUAAUUAAAAGCCUCUAAUUUAUUAAAACCAAACCUUAAGACAGACCAGUAAAUCUCUAAAUGACACAGGACCCACAAAAAAAAGGAUAGCUUGUCCACAGAGAGGCGUUAACACCUGAGUUAGCAUUCGUAAGUGGGGAAAUCAUGGGGUCAGACCCAGAGUCUCUGCCAUGAACUGUGCUUCAGACUUAAGGCCAACCUCAAACAGCUUAACCCAUCUGUGACCUUCUCUAAAGGACCUCCCUAUUGUUUCAAGAAAAACAGCCAUUUCUAGGAAUAGAAACUAAAACCAACUCUGACUGCCGCCCUUCCGUGGGUGGUUUGGAUAAAAAGAGCUCAGAUGCAGCCAGAAAAUUAUAGACAGCAGGGGCUGUGUGUGGACCAGGACCGAUAAAGUAACUUGGGGAAGAUCAGGCUGUCCAUCCCAAGUGCUCCUCCUUUCUUUAUGCAAUUCUUCCUAGGACAUCAGAACUCCACAACUCACUUCCUUUCUUCCUGAACAUCCUGAGUCUGAAUUCCAGUUCUAGAUCAUUCUGAGGGAACUGCCCUUGCUGGAGUGCAAAGACCUUCCCUGAGAGGAGAGCCUUCAGAGAGGAGCCAUUACCAUCAGGUCAAGGUCACCACUGCUGAGCUUCUACUGGACAGAGCCAUGGCCUGGGCCGCUAGCUUUGAUGAAUUCUUUAAGAAUUUUAAGAGAGAAAGCAAACUCCUCUCUGAGGAAACCACCACCUUGAUUAAAUUCCACAUUGAGGAAAAUGACCUCCAGGAAGCACUGUCUGUAAUCGACAGUGCACUGAGAGACAUCGAGAAUGCCACCCUGAACAUUGCUGUGACAGGGGAGACAGGGACAGGGAAGUCCACGUUCAUCAAUGCCCUCAGGGGGGUGGGGCAGGAAGAAGAAGGUGCAGCUGCCACUGGGGUGACAGAGACAACCAUGGAGAGAAAGCAGUAUGACCACCCCAAGUUUCCCCAGGUGAAAAUAUGGGACCUGCCUGGCAUUGGGUCCACUAACUUCCCACCACAAAGUUACUUAACAGAAAUGAAGUUUUCUGAGUAUGACUUCUUCAUUAUCGUCUCUGCUACACGCUUCAAAGAAAAUGAUGCACAACUAGCCAAAGCCAUCAAAGAGAUGAAGAUGAAUUUCUACUUUGUCCGAACCAAGACAGAUAAUGACUUAUAUAAUGAGCAGAAGAGUAAACCUAAAUCUUUCAAUAAGGAGAAAGUCAUGAUGAACAUCCGAGAAGACUGUUCAAGGCAUCUCCAGGACAUUCUCUCCAGUGAGCCUCCAGUCUUCUUGGUCUCUAACUUGGAUAGGUCUGGCUAUGACUUCCCAGAGCUGGAAAUGAAACUCCUAAGGGAGCUCCCAGCCCAUAAGCGCCACAUCUUCAUGCUGUCCUUGCACAGUGUUACUGAGGCCGCCAUUAACCUCAAGAGAGAUUCCUUGAAGCAGAAAGUCCGGCUGGAGGCCAUUAAGGCUGGAGUAUUGGCUACCAUUCCACUUGGUGGCAUGAUCAGGGAUGAUAUUGAGAAUCUGGAUGAAACAUUCAACCUCUACAGGUCUUACUUUGGGCUGGAUGAUGCCUCAUUGGAAAAGAUUGCUGAAGAUUUUGACAUGUCUGUGAAUGAAUUCAAGGUGCACCUUCGGUUUCCCCAUUUGUUUACAGAAGACAAUGAUGUGCCCUUAGGAGACAGAUUAGCAAAAUAUAUCAAACACAUUUCCUCUGUUACUGGUGGACCAGUUGCUACCUGCAUUUACUACAGAAAGACUUACUAUUUGCAGAAUCUUUUUCUGGAUACUGCUGCAAAUGAUGCUAUUGCUCUUCUUAAUAAGGAAGCUCUUUUUGAAAAGAAGGUGGGAACAUAUAUAUCUAAGCCCCCUGAUUACUGGGAAUGAUGGGAAAAUGAGGCACAAGCUCCAACCAGUAUUUACUUUUGGCCUUGCUUUGGACACUGACUCAUAACCUACUCCAGAGUAACAAACCUUCUCUGUGGCGCACCAGAGCAUUCAUCCUUUUCCUCUUCUGGAGCCAGAAGCUCACUGUUGUAGUGUAGCCAUUGCAACCUUGAUCUGGAAGUUCCAACUCCCGCUGAGGCUUCGGUAACUGUCACGCCUACAAGGUAGGGCCAAGAGAGGACCCUGAAGACCCAAGAUCCGGAUGCACUGUCUCUCUUGGUUCCUGGACCCUGAACGCUGGAGGUAGGCUGAGCAGAGUUCUCCAGAGAACACCGCUGGACUGCGACACCCCUUUCCCACACACUGCAAUCUACCUAUCCCUUCUCUUGUAAGUUACGCCACUAAAUAAACCUCCUUUUUAACUA
Molecule: messenger RNA, 2432 nt
Organism: Peromyscus leucopus (white-footed mouse)
Lineage: Eukaryota; Metazoa; Chordata; Mammalia; Rodentia; Cricetidae
Product: T-cell-specific guanine nucleotide triphosphate-binding protein 2-like
Exons: 2
Coding region: 763-2007 (414 amino acids)
Biological process (GO): cellular response to interferon-beta; defense response
Cellular component (GO): endoplasmic reticulum membrane
Molecular function (GO): GTPase activity; GTP binding
Source: RefSeq, a predicted model, not a curated record